AUGGCUGAAGAUCCCGACCACUCGGCCAGCCACUGGCUGCAACGUCUGCCAGAAGAGCAGCCCGAGGCUUUCAAGGUGCCUGUGACCCACGUGCAAAGCAGCCAGCUGGUUCAGCUCGUCCUUGAUCCGGAGGUGGCAAAGACCAUAACGAUGGCGAAAGCCUGCAGAGUAUUUUCGACGUACGGUGCUGUUGCUUCAAUAAACCUGAGCGACUGCUCCCGACACGGACUGGUUGAAGUGUCAUACUUCGAGACGAGCUCUGCUGAAGCUUUGGUCGCAGAUGCUGGGAAAGGGCUGGCAGCAGAAGCUGAAAGCCAGGAUGAGUCCCUGACCGGCGCAACGCAGGCAAUAUCCAGCGGUUACAGCGUUUCACAAACCGGUGCGCCGACGCUCUACCCUGAAGAUGCUUCAGGACUCUCAGGCAGUUCGGAUACGGGGAGAAGUCAAGUUCAAGCUUAUGGCGCGUCAUUUACCGAGUUACAAGUUGCGGCCUUGGUCGACAAGUUAACAGAGAGCCAGAAUAGGCAGGUGCAGGGUGUCGACAUUCCGGCUGCACAUGCUGUGCCGCUCCCUUUUCCGGAGUCGAAGGACACUUCUGCUCUGCUCUCCAUCAACGUGGAUAAGCUGGAGAGCGGCGAGGACACGCGGACGACAGUCAUGGUUGCCAGGAUACCAAAAACAUGCACUUCAGAGCGGUUCCUGACCCGUUUGCGCGACCUGGAUUUGCUCAACAAGUUGAGGUUUUUCUACAUGCCCAUCGAUGUUUCACGAAAUCGUCCCUGUGGCUAUGUCUUUAUGGACUUCCAGGAGCCAGCAGAUGUUGUACGCCUGUGCAGAAACCUGCUGCAGCUUGGAAAUUUCAUCGGUGCCCGAAUCGAUCGCAAGAUGCAGGUGAACUUCGCACGCAUCCAGGGCUGGGAAGGCCUGCUGCAACAUUUUAGUGGUUCCGAAAUCACCUUUGAGCCGGACGCGAACCGACGCCCGCAAUUUUUUUUCCCGCCACAAUCAGUGAACGUGGAAACGUUCAAGGCAACCGGAGAUAUUGCAGCGCUCCAGCAGCUGCAGUAA
Molecule: messenger RNA, 1068 nt
Organism: Symbiodinium necroappetens
Lineage: Eukaryota; Dinophyceae; Suessiales; Symbiodiniaceae
Source: the annotation of a GenBank genome assembly